Molecule: messenger RNA, 3417 nt
Organism: Elephantulus edwardii (Cape elephant shrew)
Lineage: Eukaryota; Metazoa; Chordata; Mammalia; Macroscelidea; Macroscelididae
Gene: SH3PXD2A
Product: SH3 and PX domains 2A
Exons: 14
Coding region: 1-3318 (1105 amino acids)
Biological process (GO): superoxide anion generation
Molecular function (GO): superoxide-generating NADPH oxidase activator activity; protein binding; phosphatidylinositol binding
Source: RefSeq, a predicted model, not a curated record
AUGCUCGCCUACUGCGUGCAAGACGCCACGGUGGUGGACGUGGAGAAGCGGAGGAACCCCUCCAAGCACUAUGUCUACAUCAUCAACGUGACCUGGUCCGACUCCACCUCCCAGACCAUCUACCGGAGGUACAGCAAGUUCUUUGACCUGCAGAUGCAGCUUCUGGAUAAGUUUCCCAUCGAAGGUGGUCAGAAGGACCCCAAGCAGAGGAUCAUCCCCUUCCUCCCAGGCAAGAUCCUCUUCCGGAGAAGCCACAUCCGGGACAUAGCCGUGAAGAGGCUGAAGCCCAUCGAUGAGUACUGCCGGGCACUUGUCCGGCUGCCUCCCCACAUUUCACAGUGUGAUGAAGUCUUUCAGUUCUUUGAAGCCCGGCCGGAGGAUGUCAAUCCCCCCAAGGAGAACUAUGUCAGUUCCAAGAGGAAAUCAGUGUGGCUGUCCAGCUGGACUGAGUCUCCCAAGAAGGACUUGACAGGUGCCGAGAGCAACGCCGAGCCCAUGAUCCUGGAGCAGUACGUGGUCGUGUGUAACUUUAAGAGGCAGGAGAACUCGGAGCUGAGCCUCCAGGCCGGGGAGGUGGUGGAUGUCAUCGAGAAGCACGAAAGCGGCUGGUGGUUCGUGAGCACCUCUGAGGAGCAGGGCUGGGUCCCUGCCACCUACCUGGAGGCACAGAAUGGCACUCGAGAUGACUCUGACAUCAACACCUCCAAGACUGGGGAAGAGGAGAAGUACGUCACCGUGCACUCUUACACCAGCCAGAGCAAGGACGAGAUUGGCUUUGAGAAGGGCGUCAUCGUGGAGGUGAUCCAGAAGAAUUUGGAGGGCUGGUGGUAUAUCAGAUACCUGGGCAAAGAGGGCUGGGCACCAGCAUCCUACCUGAAGAAAGCCAAGGAUGACCUCCCGGCCCGGAAGAACCUGGCAGGCCCAGUGGAGAUUAUCGGGAACAUCAUGGAAAUCAGCAACCUGCUGAACAAGAAGGCGUCAGGGGACAAGGAUGGACUGGCGCCCGAGGGCGAGGGCUCUGAGGCCCCCAUCACCAAGAAGGAGAUCAGCUUGCCUAUCCUCUGCAACGCCUCCAAUGGCAGCACGCUGGGCAUCCCCGAGAGGACUGUCUCCAGGUUGGAGCAGGGCUCUCCAGCUGUGGCCAGGAUUGCCCCUCAGAGGACCCAGAUCAGCUCCCCAAACCUAAGGACACGGCCCCCUCCCCGCAGAGAAUCCAGCCUGGGGUUCCAGUUGCCGAAGCCACCAGAGCCCCCUUCUGUUGAAGUGGAGUACUACACCAUUGCGGAAUUCCAGUCUUGCAUUUCUGACGGCAUCAGCUUUCGAGGUGGACAGAAAGCAGAGGUCAUUGAAAAGAACUCAGGCGGCUGGUGGUACGUGCAGAUCGGGGAGAAGGAGGGCUGGGCCCCCGCAUCCUACAUUGAUAAGCGCAAGAAGCCCAACCUGAACCGCCGUACGAACAUCCUGACCCGGCCCAAGGUGCCCCCGCCAGCUCCCCCCAGCAAGCCCAAGGAGGUGGACGAGGGCCCGGCAGCCCCCAGCGAAAGCCAGGACUCCCCGCUGAAGCUCAAGUACGAAGAGCCUGAGUAUGACAUCCCUGCCUUUGACUUCGACUCUGAGCCAGAGCUGAGCGAGGAGCCCACCGAGGACAGCGGCCCCGGGGAUAGGCGGCCCACCCAGCCCCACAAGCCCUCGCCUGCCUCUUCUCUGCAGCGGUCUCGCUUCAAGGUGGGCGAGUCUUUGGAGGACAUGGCCCUGGAAGAGGAGACCAUCUAUGAGAACGAGGGCUUCCGGCCUUUCACGGAGGAUGCACUGUCCACCAGAGGCUCCUCUGGGGACAGUGACUCUCCAGGCGGCUCCUCGCUGUCCCUCGCCAGGAAGAACUCCCCCAAGUCAGGCUCCCCCAAGUCUUCGUCCCUCCUAAAGCUCAAAGCCGAGAAGAACGCCCAGGCCGAGCUGGGAAAGAACCAUUCCGCUGCCUCCUCCUCUUCCUCCAUCACCAUCAACACCACCUGCUCCUCCUCUUCCUCAUCCUCCUCAUCCUCCUUGUCCAAGAACACUGGUGACCUGAAGCCCCGCUCCGCCUCCGAUGCAGGCAUCCGCAGCACCCCCAAAGUCGGGGCACGCAGGGACGCUGACCUGAAGGCUGGCCUGUCCUCCUGUGCCCGGGCCAAGCCGUCUGUCCGGCCCAAACCCUUCCUGAACCGAGCAGAGUCCCAGAGCCAGGAGAAGAUGGACAUCAGCACUUUACGGCGUCAGCUGAGGCCCACAGGCCAGCUCCGGGCCGGCCUCAAGGGCUCCAAGAGUGAAGAUUCCGAGAUGCCCCCCUCUUCAGCCUUGGAGAGUCCCAGUGAGGGGGCGAGGAGGGGCUCCGCCGACCUCAUCACCCUCCCUGUCACCACAGCGGCGCCGUGUCCCCCCAAGAAGGAGCGGGAGGGGCCGGCCACCUCCUACAUGACCUGCAGCGCCUACCAGAAGGUGCAGGACUCCGAGAUCAGCUUCCCCGCAGGCGUGGAGGUACAGGUGCUGGAGAAGCUGGAGAGCGGGUGGUGGUACAUGAAGUUUGGGGAGCUGGAGGGCUGGGCCCCUUCCCACUACCUGGUGCUAGGAGAGAACGAGCAGUCCGAGCCCCCUGGCAAUGAGGCGGACACGGUCACGGCCAAGGGCAAGCAGAAUGAGGGCAAAUCAGACAGCCUGGAAAAGAUCGAGAAGCGGGUCCAGGCCCUGAACACCGUCAACCAGAGCAAGAGGGCCACGCCGCCCAUCCCUUCCAAGCCGCCCGGGAGCUUCAGCAAGACUUCGGGGCCCGGGGUGGUGAAGAUGCGGAACGGCGUGCGGCAAAUGGCAGUCAGGCCCCAGUCGGUGUUCGUGUCCCCACCACCCAAGGACAACAACCUGUCCUGUGCCCUGCGGAGGAACGAGUCCCUCACGGCCACUGACGGCCUCCGGGGUGUCCGCCGGAACUCCUCCUUCAGCACCGCCAGCUCUUCCGCCGCAGAGGCCAAGGGCCGCCUUGCCGAGCGCUCUGCCAGCCAGGGCUCAGAGGCACCACUGGUGCCCACCCAGCGCAACGGCAUCCCCGUGUCCCCCGUGCGCCCCAAACCCAUCGAGAAGUCCCAGUUUAUUCAUAACAACCUCAAAGACAUGUACAUCUCUAUCGCAGACUAUGAGGGAGAUGAGGAGACAGUGGGCUUUCAGGAGGGGGUGUCCAUGGAGGUUCUGGAGAGGAACCCCAACGGCUGGUGGUACUGCCAGAUCCUGGAUGGGGUCAAGCCCUUCAAAGGCUGGGUGCCCUCCAACUACCUUGAGAAGAAGAACUAAGCGUGGGUCGGGGGGCUCCCAGCCUCAGUGCACUGCCAGAGCCGCCCCAGUGGACGAGCAGCAGGACAGAGGGACGGGGAAGUGGGAGGGGGUGGGGGG